GCAACAAACAGGUCGAGCGCGCAGGUCCAACUCAUACUUCAUGUUGAAAACUGACUAAAUUUGCAGGCAAAUGAAAUGACAGAUGAGAGUGUGUACAAAUGGAGACUUGUAAAACUGGAUCAAAUGGGACGGUGUCUGAUCCGGUUAAGCAACAUGUUCCGUUUCCCAUUGGAUACAUUUACGGCACCGAGCGAGACAAAGUGAGAAACGGCUUGGAGAGCCAAGUGUGGCCAGAUGGGUCCAGAUAUGAAGGAGAGUUUCAGAACGACCUGAAACACGGAGUGGGUGUUUAUACGUGGCCCAACGGAGAGGUCUAUGAGGGUGCCUUCUUCCAAGAUCAACGGCAUGGCAAGGGCACGUACACCUGGCCAGACGGCUCCAAGUUCACCGGGAAGUUUUAUUUGAAUCGGAAGGAGGGCUAUGGCGUCCAGACCUUUCCCGACGGCACAGUCUUCAAGGGCCUGUACCACGCGGACGAGAGGCUGGGGCCCGGACUGAUGACCUACGCGGACGGCCGCCAGGACGUGGGCCUGUGGCACCGCUGCCGCCUGCUGAGCCUGUGCACGCGGCUGGAGCAUGCCUUCAGCCUGGUGUCCCUGCCGGUCUUCCAGAGCUACGGGCAGGCGGCGAUGAAGCAGCCGGCCGAGGUGCUGACGCCCCGCUCCGCCGCGCGCGUCAAGCGCCGGGAGCUCCGGGAGCACGUGGAGGACGAGCGCUUCAUCCUGCCGGCCCACACGCUGCGCUACGCCAACGACCCCGACCUGAUGCCCCUGCCCCCCCGCCUGCGCAGGCAGCUCGACGCGCUCUUCUUUGGACCGGAGGCACACUUGCAGACAGACGUGCAGGCGCACACACACACAACCGGGAGAAGCAAAAGCAACCUGCCGCUGAUGGAACGUAUGCAGGCGCACAUCGAGAAACACAGUAUGUAUGAAGCGGAGUGUGUAGACUGGCCCGUGGAGGCGGUUCUGGCUGCGCAGCGGAGUGUGUUUGGGCCUAAGGGCAGGCUGGAGGUGCGGUCGGAGGAGCUGAUUGGAGCAUGCAGCCGCGGCGAUGCCCAGGCUGUCUACAGCCUGCUACGGGACGGAAGCAUCCACCCUGACGUAGCCGAUGUGCACGGACACACACCCCUCAUCGCAGCCACGGUGAACUGCCAUAACGAGGUGCUGCACCUGCUGCUGGACGCGGGUGCGGACGUGAACAAGCUGAACAGUGAGGGCAUGAGCGCUCUGGCCGCGAGCCACGUGCUUUACUAUCCCUCCGGCAACCUCGUGCGCUCUGUGGCUGAGCCCGCGCCAAGCACAAACACACGCAACGCUGCUGCUUCGCGCCAGGCGAGCCGGCCUGUAUCGCCUGAUCAAAACCGGCCAGCCAACGAGGAGACAGGAGCUCAGGGUCAGGCACCAGCUGAUUCAGAUCCUCCCAAUGACGACACAGCGGCCAACAAAGCGGCCAACGAAGCGGCCAACGAAGCGACCACCGAAGCGGCCAAAGAAGUGGCCAACGAAGCGACCACCGAAGUGGCCAACAAAGCGGCCAAUGAAGCGGCCAACGAAUCGACCACCGAAGCGGCCAAAGAAGUGGCCAACGAAGCGACCACCGAAGUGGCCAACGAAGCGACCACCGAAGUGGCCAAGGAAGUGGCCACCGAAGCGACCAACGAAACACCCGGCCUUCAGAGCGACGCAUCGUCCAAUGAGGGCGUCGGAAAUGAGUUGGAGGAGGAGCAUGAGGAGGAAAUAGCUGCUAUUGGCCAGCAUGAGGAGGAGGAGGAGGAGACUAAUUACACGAAGGAGGAGGAGAAGCUCAUAGGCAAGGGAGUUCCUAAUUUGGUGCUACCAGUGACCGAUGACCGCUCCGUCUCUGCUCUGUCGUUAGCCAGUCUACAGGUGGGCGGGGCUGACAAGGAGCUCUCACAUCCUGACCAGCGGCCAUUAAAGGACACACAGCAGCGGUGUGAGCGGCACUUGUCCACGCUGCAGCUGCUGCUGUCUCGGGGGGCGGACCCCAACGCCUCGCGGGUGCCCAUGCCCGUCCUGGUGCUCGCCAUCAAGGCCGCAGACACCCACGGCGUACACACACUGCUACAGGCCGGGGCCCGCACCGAUAUACGCCUGCCCUCUGAGAUGAACGGUGUGUCUCCGCUGCAUGUUGCGGCCGGUCUCCCGGGUGAUGAGGGUCCGCGAAUCACAGAGCUCCUUCUGCACGCGCUCGCUGACCCCGAUGUGCAGGCACAUGACGCACACCUCACCUUUGACCCUGACAAGAGCUCCAUAGAGCUCUCUCUUGGUAGUGCUAAAAGCGGCAGCUCUGAGGGGGGAAGGACACCGCUACACGUCGCCUGCCAAAGACACUGGGACUAUGAGAAUGCCACGGCGGUGGUGCGUGUUCUUCUGUCCCAUAAGGCGAGUACCAGUCUGCUGUGGAGUGGCCACUCCCCCCUCUCUCUCGCCAUCGCCAGCGGCAACCAAAUGGCGGUGGAUGCUCUGCUGGACGGAGGGGCGGAGCCAAAUCUUGCAUUGUCCAGUCACGUGGGCAACGCCUUGUGUGCCAACGCAAACAUCAACUACCACACACAGGCAAACAGCUGUGACCGCCUACUACUGCUGAAUAAGCUCAUAGCAGCUGGGGCUGAUAUUCUGAUGCCGGUUCAGAUCGUCGCUGGACGGAAGUCUGUGUGGGGCACUGCUGUAGACUACGCAUACCACUCAUUUAGUCAGGACUGGCGUAUUGCACACACUCCGUACCAUGCAUUAACCCCACGGGAGAGAGACACUCUGAACGUGCGGCGGCAGUUGCUUUGCAUCAUGGGAGAUCUGCUGAGGAGUGCCGCCACCAAGGAAACACCACUAGCAAAUCAGCACACACUCAGCGAUUCCACUACAACAGAUGGAGCUGCAGAUGACAACCUGAUCAUAGAACUCAUCAGUGAAGAUGGAAAACCAGUCAGAAGAUUGAGCGGGUUAAAGUAUUGCUACCAGUGUGGGCGCAGUGUGGGGGUGGUGCUGAUCCCGUGCACACGCUGCCACAUGGUCUCCUACUGCAGCAAGAGCUGUAAGAUGAAGGCCUGGAACCUGCGGCACAAGGAGGAGUGUGUCCGCACACACGGCCAGGAGGGCAGCAGCAAUGAGUCCCAGGCUCAGGCUCAGAACAGGAGCUCAGUAAGGCUCAACUCAGCCAGCACUAAGACUAGGCCCCUGUCGGCCACCAGUACAAGAGCGUCAGUGAAGAUCAAAAAGGAGCCAUCUCUAAUCACUCAGAUGGAAGUUCAUAUGAAGAACAAGAGGGCCGCAGAGAAGCUAAAAGAAAGUCGCAAGGCUCUUCUGCAGAAGUGGACCGCCAAGCUCAAAUCCAAACCACCGGCCUCAAAGUUAAGUUCGGGUGAUCAGAACAGGUCUAAGGCUAAGGCCAAAUGGAGCCCCAAUGAGAAGGCUAAGGCCGCGUGGAACCCCAAUGAGAAGGCUAAGGCUAUAUGGAGUCCUAACGAAAACUACAGUUUUAUUUAAAUUUAAUUUAAAUAGCAUUUAAUUUAAAUAACAUUUAACUAUAAUAAAGCAUCUUUGUUUAACCUUCAUUUAACUGUAUAUGUAACAAAGCACUUUUCAUUUAAUCUCCAUUAAACCAUGUUGGUAAUAAAGCGUUCAUAUAAACUCA
This is a messenger RNA of Engraulis encrasicolus (European anchovy), 3654 nucleotides long. It is a transcript of the gene ankmy1, whose product is annotated as ankyrin repeat and MYND domain containing 1. Lineage: Eukaryota; Metazoa; Chordata; Actinopteri; Clupeiformes; Engraulidae. The transcript is spliced from 19 exons. Gene Ontology annotation, molecular function: protein binding. The record is from RefSeq and is a predicted model, not a curated record. The coding region runs from base 99 to 3506 and encodes 1135 amino acids.